CUCACUCCGUCGGCGAGAGAGCCGAGUCAGUGCUCGGAUUCCAGCAGCGCGCAAUCACGGGACAGGAUUGUAACCAUUAAUGGAUUUGAUCAUAGCUCAUUGAUUACAAUCAUAACCGUUAUUGGACACGAUUGUAGCCGUAAUUUGAUAUGAUUGUGACUGUGGUUGGACGUGAGUAUAAUGAACGUGUGGCUUAUUUUAAUUGCAUUCACCGCAUCUCGAACGCAUGCGUUUAUUGUCUGUCUGUUGAACUUAUUUCGUGCCUUGCGUAGCUCACCGUGAUAAUCGGAGGUGCGGAGGAAGGGCAACGAUCACAGAUCGUGGAACACUCUCUCUCUCUCUCUCCUGGUCGCGAAUACGCAGGCCACGCGUCUUGGAAGGACACGUGUGUCCCUCUUCGUCGUUUCGAUCAUUACAAACAAGUUCGUGGUCGAAUAACGGAUACACCCUUUUCCUUUUCCCCCCCAACAGAAAGUUGAAUUCGAUUCGCGUCACUUCCCUGGAUCGCUCGCUCGCUCGCUCUCUCCAUCGUUCGUAAGACCGCACAAGACCCCGCCGGCCUUGAUCGAACCCGGCCCUGUGGACUCCUCGCGGCCGGGAAACGGGGCGCGCAAUGCGUGCGAGGCUGUGCGUCUUUUCGCUUCUCCUCGCUCUGCUGCUAGCCUAUUCCAUGGGCCUCGCGGUGCUCCUCAUGUGGACUCAGGGUGCGUUCUCUCCAUCGCGUCGCUGGGCGAACAGAGACGCGGCGGCUGCGGCUGCGGUGGCCGGCGCCGCGUUCCUGCUCGACCCGUGCGAGGACGCGAAUCCGCGGCGUUCGAACGCCACGGCCGCGUGGUACCGAACUCAGCAGCGACUCGCCCGGGGGUGGUCGCCCUCUGCGUCGUCGUCAUCAUCAUCAUCACCACCACUAGCGGUAGCAGCAGCAGAAGCACCAGCAGGAACAGCUUUACACCCGAUGCCACCGCCACCAUCACCACGAGCACCGGCAGAAGCUGCAGCGCCGCGUGCACGCCGCCACGUGUACAUCCACACCACGUGGAGGUCUGGCUCCUCGUUCGUGGGGGAGCUCCUGAACCAGCACCCGGCCGUCUUCUACAUGUUCGAGCCGCUGUGGCACCUGUGGAGGGCCUUCCCUGACCGCGGGGCCCUCGAGCUCCAGCCCAAGGCCGUAGAGUUGCUCCGUGACCUCUUCCAGUGCCGCCUCUCUCGGGCGCUCUCGCCGCUCAUCCGCGGUCGCGACGACGCGCGGCUCCUCUUCGGAUGGCAGCGUAACAAGGUCAUGUGCUCGCAAGCGCUCUGCCCCAUGCCCACCACCACCGGCACCACCACCAACACCACCAGCAGCGACAGCGGCGGCAGCAGCAGCAGGCACGGGGCUGUGCCCAGGAGCGGCGGCGCGGCGUGCGGACGCCGCUGCCCCCGCGUGUCGCUGCGCCAACUGGAGGAGCAGUGCCGCCGCUUCGGCGUCGUGGCCGUCAAGGACGUGCGCCUGCUGGAGCUGCACGCGCUGAGGCCGCUGCUGCUGCAGGAGCAGGACGAGGGGGGCGAGGAGGAGGAGGGACAGGAGGGUCGUGGCGGCGCGCUGGACGUGCGCGUGGUGCACCUCCUGCGGGAUCCGCGCGCCGUCGCCGCCUCGCGCCAGCGCGUGCGGCGCGCGCUCGCCCGGGACAGCGCGCAGCUGGCGCGCUCACUGCUCCCCCCACGGCGCUACAACGCCACCGCCAGCAGCAGCAGCACCAGCAGCAGCACCGUAGCCGCUGCCCCUGGUGGUGGUGGUGCUGGGGUUGGUGCAGGAGCUGCCGGUGCUGCUGAUCUAUUUGCUGCUGCUGCUCUUGGUGCUGCUGAUGCGAACUUUGCUGGUGCUGGCGCUGCUGGUGCAGAUCAUUUCGCUGGUGUUGACGGUGACGUUGCUGAUACCCGUGCUGCUGCUGGUGGUGGUGGUAACCGCCACUAUGCGCGACCUGCACAGCAGCAGCGGAAUGUCCCAUACCAGAAUCCACCACCACCACCACCACCACUUUCUCGCGUGGACUUUACGGGGAAUCUCAUGGAGGUGCUGUGCAGGAGCUCUGCUCAGGGAGUGCAACAGGGAAUCCUGGAGCCCUGGCUACGGCACAGGUACCUGCUGCUGCGCUACGAAGACUUCCUGACGCACCCCGAGCGCUCCCUCUCCUCCCUCUACACCUUCGCCGGCCUCCCUCCCAGCCCCGACGCCUCGGCGCUGCUCAACGCGCUGGUGGAGGCGCCCUCCCCGAAGGGCGACGGCACCCAGGUUCGACUCCCGUCCCGAGCGCGGCCCCGUCCCGCGUUCGCCGUGAGCCCCAGGGACGCCAACGUGAGUCUGAGCGGCUGGAGGAGGACGCUGAGCGCCGAGAGGGUGCGCGUCGUCCAGGCGCUGUGUCGUGAGGUCAUGAGCGUCGCGGGAUACCCGCUCAGCUGUCCGGCGUCCCGGGGCAACUUCCUCUGGAUCUGAACA
Molecule: messenger RNA, 2476 nt
Organism: Lethenteron reissneri (Far Eastern brook lamprey)
Lineage: Eukaryota; Metazoa; Chordata; Hyperoartia; Petromyzontiformes; Petromyzontidae
Product: carbohydrate sulfotransferase 7-like
Biological process (GO): N-acetylglucosamine metabolic process
Molecular function (GO): chondroitin 6-sulfotransferase activity; N-acetylglucosamine 6-O-sulfotransferase activity
Source: RefSeq, a predicted model, not a curated record